CCAACAGUCCCUGGAUUUUGCCCACCCCUCCUCUUCUUCCGCAAGAAUUUGGACAAUUUCGUUUCUCCUGCUUCCAUUGGUCGGCGGCACCAACACACACAUCCGCGAUUCAUGUCCAUUAGCCCUGCUGUCUUGGAUUCCUCAUCAGAAUUGCUAAUGAAAUCGGAAUUCAUACACCAGAUUUGCAGAUUCUUGGGCAAUUAUUUUUUUUUGCAGAACCGCGUGGUAAGGCUGGGUAGAUCCCAAGCGCACAGUAGAAAAGGAAGAAGGCCAAGGGAUGAAGAAUCAGAUUAAUAAUUUAUGGACUUUUUUAAAUCUUAAAAAUCUUGAUUGAAAUCUUAAAAAUCUUUAUGGAAUUACAAUAAUCCAUAAAUUCUACAAAAUCUAUUGAUUCUAAAAAAUCCAAAACAAUCUUUUAAAAUCUUAGGAGUCUACUAGUCUAGUUAGAAGGAAACUCGAAGCUGGGAAGAAAUGGGAAGAAUGAACUCCAAAUGCCUUUGAAAAUCACAAAGAACCCCAGAAUCAGUGAAGCCCGGGCGUAGACAGAGAUGCCUGGGAUCAGAGGACCAUCCGAUUACUCAGAAGAGCCCACUCGCCAUCCUUGCUUCAAAAUCAAUUCCAAGGAACCCUUCAAUGCUGAGCCGUCUCGUUGUGCUUUGGUUUCAUCUUAUGUGACUCCCAUCAAUCACUUCUACAAGCGAAACCAUGGGCCAAUUCCUAUAAUAGAAGACAUCAACAGAUAUUCAGUCACUAUAUCUGGUCUUAUUAGACAUCCCAAUGAGCUCUUCAUGAGAGAUAUAUGGAAACUUCCCAAACAUACUGUUACAGCUACUUUACAGUGUGCUGGUAAUAGGAGAACUGCAAUGAGCAAUUAUAGAAAAGUUAAGGGAGUUGGCUGGGAUGUUGCUGCUCUUGGAAAUGCUAUUUGGGGUGGAGCGAGAUUGGUAGACAUACUAGAGCUAGUUGGAAUACCAAAGUUGACUAAUUCAACUCCAUUUGGAGGAAAACACAUUGAGUUUGUAAGCAUUGAUAAGUGUAAGGAGGAAAAUGGAGGUCCUUAUAAAGCAUCAAUCCCACUAAGUCACGCCACAAACCCUUUAGCUGAUGUUUUAGUGGCUUAUGAGAUGAAUGGAGAGAUGCUCAAUAGGGACCAUGGCUAUCCGUUGCGUGUGAUUGUACCAGGGGUAAUAGGUGCCCGAUCUGUUAAGUGGCUAGAUUCUAUCAAUAUCAUCGCUGAAGAGUGUCAGGGAUUCUUUAUGCAAAAGGAUUAUAAGAUGUUUCCACCUACAGUUGAUUGGGAUAACAUCAAUUGGUCUAGUAGGAGACCACAAAUGGAUUUCCCAGUACAGAGUGCAAUAUGUUCUUUAGAGGAUGCUAGUGUUCUCAGGAAUGGCAAGAUAAUUGUCAAGGGGUAUGCACUAUCAGGUGGUGGUCGGGGCAUCGAAAGAGUUGAAAUAUCUAUUAAUAAUGGUGAAACAUGGAUUGAAGCCACUAGAUACCAAAAAGAGUGUGUUCCCUAUGUUUCUGAUGAUUCAAGUAGUGACAAAUGGGCAUGGGUUCUAUUUGAGGCAGAGGUUAACCUUUUACACAAUGCUACAAUAGUAGCUAAAGCGGUGGAUUCAUCUGCAAGUGUCCAACCUGAAAAUGUUGAAGAUAUAUGGAACCUAAGGGGAGUACUGAACAACUCAUGGCAUAGGGUUCAGGUGCGAGUGGCUCAAUCAAACCUAUAGACGUAAUUGCUUGACUUCCGCCUAAUGCUGCCCCUGCCAAGUCUUCGCUCUUUCCAAGCAAGAUAAAGAGCCAAAUCUUGCCCGCGUUGUGUUUAAAAGAUUAUGUAUCCAUAUGCGUGGAGUUGCUAUUGUUAGUGUCAUAAAUCAGAAAAUUUGGAGUUGGGGUUUUCUUAAAACGCAUAACUUUGAUUCUUAAAAACAUUGUAUUAAGAUGAUAAUUAAUUUCUUUAUUUAAAUUAACAACCACAUCCUAAAUUUCAGUGUACAGGUAAUUUACCAUCAAGCUAAAAUUGCAGCUUUAAUGUGAUCAAUAUGGUCUGUAUAGAAACGAUAAAAGUACUUUCGUUAA
This is a messenger RNA of Cuscuta campestris, 2079 nucleotides long. NCBI's taxonomy places the organism in Eukaryota, Viridiplantae, Streptophyta, Magnoliopsida, Solanales, Convolvulaceae. The record is from the annotation of a GenBank genome assembly.